Messenger RNA from Scatophagus argus, 1683 nucleotides. It is a transcript of the gene aipl1, whose product is annotated as aryl hydrocarbon receptor interacting protein-like 1. Gene Ontology annotation, molecular function: peptidyl-prolyl cis-trans isomerase activity; protein binding. Bases 153 to 1145 code for a protein of 330 amino acids. The transcript has 6 exons. The record is from RefSeq and is a predicted model, not a curated record. Lineage: Eukaryota; Metazoa; Chordata; Actinopteri; Scatophagidae.
CUAAUCUCAUUAUCCCUACCUAAUCUAAUCCACCGGGAACAACACCUCCAAGACAUCCACACCUUUUUACACAUGUUGUGCUCCACACAUCAUAUACACAGACUUACCCAUAUGAUAUCGAUGCAUGCGUGGUAAUAUAAUAAAGAAAAAAGAUGUCGGACAUGCAGGAUACGCUGUUGCUGGGCUCAGAGGGAAUCAAGAAAACCAUCCUGCAUGGAGGGACCGGAGACAUCCCAAAACUCUCCACCGGGGCAAAGGUAACGUUCCACUUCCGCACCCAGUUGUGUGAUGAUGAACGUACUGUGAUAGAUGACAGCAAAGCGGUGGGGACGCCCAUGGAGGUAGUGAUUGGCAACAUGUUUAAAUUGGACAUCUGGGAGACCCUGUUGGCCUCCAUGAGGAUCGGUGAGGUGGCUGAAUUCUGGUGCGACACCACUCACACUGGUGUUUAUCCGCUUGUGUCCAAGAGCAUGAGGCGCAUCGCAGAGGGCAAAGACCCAGUCGACUGGCACAUCCACACAUGUGGUAUGGCCAACAUGUUUGCCUACCACAGCCUUGGCUACGACGACCUGGAUGAGCUGAUGAAGGAACCAAAACCCCUCUACUUUGUCCUGGAGCUGCUCAGGGUGCAGCAGCCCAAUGAGUACAACAGAGAGACGUGGGCUAUGAGUGAUGCGGAGAGGCUGAAGGCUGUCCCUGUGCUGCACGGCCAGGGGAACAAGCUCUACAAACAGGGACAGUACGAAAAGGCCACGCAAAAGUACAAGGAGGCCAUCAUCUGCAUCAAGAACGUUCAGACGAAGGAGAAAGCAUGGGAGGUCCCAUGGCUGAAGCUGGAGAAGAUGGCCAACACCUUAACGCUCAAUUACUGCCAAUGUCUACUGCGCAUGGAGGAGUACUACGAGGUCAUUGAACACACCAGCGACAUUAUCAACCAGCACCCAGGUGUAGUGAAGGCUUUCUACCUGCGAGGCAAGGCCCAUAUGGAAGUGUGGAAUGAGGCAGAGGCCCGGCAGGACUUCAGCAGAGUGCUGGACCUGGACCCCGGGAUGAAGAAGGCUGUCAAGAAGGAGCUGGCUGUGCUUAACAUGCGUAUGGAAGAGAAGAACCAGGAGGACAAGAACAAGUACAAGGGCAUGUUUUGACCAGGGGAGACUGCAGCAGAGGGCAGAGAAUCAGAGGAGUGAUGUGCUGAAGGAGAGCGAAGUUGUUUUAUCACAAAUCUCCACCACAUCCAGCUCCCUGCACUGACUUUGACUUGGGUGAAAGUGAAAGUCUAAUUAAAAUAAUCCCGCUUGAUUAGAUCAGGACCUUAUUUAAACCACUCCCAUAUGGUCUGUCUUUCUUUUCAUUCCAAACACAACUGAUAACUGAGUUGAUAUAGAUAGAUAGAUAACUAAACUGCUUUUACUACUGUCCUAAUGCUGUUCUGAUCCAAACAUCCCUGAAUGAUUGCAACUAAUAAAUUGUUGUUGAUUAAAUGUGUCCCACCAGAUUUUAUGUGAGCAAGUAGCAUCGUUGCAUUUGUUUAAAAAAUAUCGACCUUUGCUAUUUUCCCUCAGCAAUGACAAAGAAGUGGUGGCUAAGUCGUCUCUAAAGUUGUGUGAAAUAAAAUUAAAAGCGAGUCCUUUCUCCUGUCUUGUAAGCACGUCGCUCUUCCACAAGGGGGAGCUCUAACUACAA